This is a messenger RNA of Aspergillus homomorphus CBS 101889, 2210 nucleotides long. RefSeq lists its product as uncharacterized. Bases 492 to 1901 code for a protein of 469 amino acids. NCBI's taxonomy places the organism in Eukaryota, Fungi, Ascomycota, Eurotiomycetes, Eurotiales, Aspergillaceae. The transcript is spliced from 4 exons. The record is from RefSeq and is a predicted model, not a curated record.
AGCUGGAGUGUACUAUGAUAGGGCCUUAUUGUGCUUUGUUGAAGUACUAGCACACUAUCGUUGCUGUCCCCUGCGAUUCCAGCAGGCAAUUCCAGCGCCAACGCAGGCAUCCCCUUCCUGCAAUUUACCCGGCUACCUGAUUUCUCCUUGUAACCGACAAUCGUCCAGUUGGCGCUUCCUUCCCAGAAAUAGGAAAGACUAGCAGGGGUAUCUGACGAGGCCUCAGGCUAUUUGUGACAGUCUAAUGGCGUACGUUAUCUCCAAUUCUGAAUCUCAGCCCUAGUGUGAUGCACAUCCCCGCUUCAAAAUGCACGACCACUUGGUGGCAGGAGUUCUCACUUGUUGGGCAAUCCCCCUUCCCUGAUUUAUAGCCCCGAUGGUCACUGAUCCUUCUCGCUUCGCUUGGCUUCUCGCCCUUCUCUACGCUGCUCGAAUUGUGCUGAGCUUUUAUCACCUUCUGCACUGUCUUCAUUUUAGUUGAUCACCAUUAAAUGGGGAACGCCACAGAAACGAUAAAUUAUGGAUGGGUUGCUUCUCCUGAAGGCAGAGGUAGUAUUGACAUAUUAUGGUCUUGUUGUACUACCGUCCUCCUCUGCUGUUGGGUGUCUGUGUAUCCCAACGUAGGUUCUCCUAAUGACAGCAAGUGGCACCCACUCAUCGACAAGUUCAACCUUUUUUGCAUCAGCCUCUUGGGCCCGGACUUUCUCUUUGGGAUUGCUUGGGGGCAGUUCGAGAGUGCAAGGCGCAGUGUAAAGCUAUUCCGAACUGAUGAGCGGUUCAGUAAAGACUUCAAAUGGACUUACAAACAUGCGUUCUUUGUUGACAUGGGGGGUAUACAUCUGAGGAGUCCCGACUUUCCUGAAGGGUUUCCUAUAGACGCCCAGCAACUACACUACCUGAUCUCACAUAGAUAUGUAGACAUCCCCGACAUGGAACAGAUGGCGAUUGAAGAGCGGAAUUCUGUCGACACACUGUCUCGCAUUAUAGCUGUGUUCCAGGCAUUCUGGUUUUUCAUUUCUACUUUCGAGAGAUUCCGUUUAGGUUUCUCAGUAACAACAUUGGAGUUGACGACUGUUGCGUUUACGCUAGUGAUGUUUGCAACAUCCGUCACCUGGUGCUACAAGCCAUGCAUCAGCAAGCCUCGGUAUAUUUCGACCAAGGACGACAUCACUGUGCAGGCUAUUCGUGAUGCCAUGAAGCGGAGCACCCAUCCACUACUACCAGGUCAUUGGUAUCGGACGCCGCUUGAUUAUAUUACGCAUGAUCGGUUUGGGAUUGAUAUUCAUUGGAAAUAUUACACCCGACUCGCCCACAUCCUCCAUAUCCCCAUCUUUUCACGGCCAGUGCGUGCUCGACCGUGGGAUCGGUUCCCCUCGGAUACAUGGCUAUGCCCGGACUAUAAGUACUCGCCACUGGCCUUGAUCAUCCUACUGGGUUUUAGCGCACUAUUUCUCGUGGCCUGGGACUUCUACUUUCCUACCUACACUGAGAAGAUUAUGUGGAGGAUAAGCAGCGUAUACAAUGCCGCCUUUUCGAUCUACGGUGGUGUCUACUACUUAAUUGAGAUGUACAGAAGCAAACGACGGGCGAUUGGGUCGAAACGACUCGAACAGUUGACCGAAGAGAUACCAACAAGUCGUCCGGUGUACCAUCAUGCUAGUGACUCAGACCCGGAGACACUGACCAGUCUGCGGGACAGUCUACUCGGGUUGCAGAAUAUCUCCGAAGAGCAUGAUCCGGAGAUGGCCGUCUCGCUUCCGGUGCUGAUUCCCGUCACGAUCACAUGCGCCCUUUAUGUUUUUGCACGCGGUUAUAUCUAUGUAGAGGAUUUUAUUUCUCUCCGAGCGCAGCCCAGCGGCGUCUAUGCCGAUGUGAAUAAAUUUCUACCAUUUCUGGGGUAAAGGUCUGUGAUUCAAGAUGUGGUUCAUACUUGUGUCAGAGAAAGAUAAUUUUUCUCUGUCGCUACAGUGGUGACUGAAAUUGGAAACCUAUUUCUUCUAUUUGUGACUUGGAUCGUCUUCAUCAUGACAGUGUUUCCGAGAAUUGUCACAGCAAAGUUUCAAUCAUACUUAACGCGAUAAACUCGAGAAAAGCAAGGAAAGCGUCUGAAAUGUGCAUUACUGUGCAUCACGGACAAUUUCCAAUCAAACACCGAGGUGCCUUUCCCUAACAAAUCUGAAUGGCUUCCCUUUUGCACGAAUAGUAAGGAG